AAAAUUUUCCCAAUGCACCAACAAAGACAAAACAAGUCCUAAACCAAAAACACACACACACACACACCAUUUUUCUUCCUAAAAUCCCCUCAUUAACAAGCUCUCAAAACCGCCGUCGUCCCAAUGGCAAAUACCGGCCACUCUCAGCCCACUUUUCCCCUUCAUCUUUGCUUCUUCUUCCUCAUCCUCCUCAUGUUCUUGUCCUUCUCUUGGUACUCCAAUUACGAGUCCGCCGUGGAAGACGUUUUCGACCAACUCAAGCUCCUCCUCAUCGUCUCGCCUCUUCUCCUACUCCUCCUCGUCCACUGGCUCUCCAACACCAAAAACGGUCACUUGCCAUCCCUCAUCCCCCUACCGGAAAAAAACUCACUCCACCGCGCUGGAGGAACGCCUUGGGGCGUGGGGUUUUUGUUGGUUCUUCUUCUUUUCAUGAUCUCUUAUCAAUCUUACUUCCAAGAACGGUGGUUUCCUCUCUUGAGCCGGUGAUGAUCCGAACGACAACAAUCAACAACCCAUCGUACGUUUCAACGAUGGAAUAAUAGGAAUCUUACUCUCGUAAAAUUUUCUACUACUUUCUAGUACUGAAUUUGAAAGUAUAUUAUUGUAAGUGCGUGUCUUUGAUGCAGUA
This is a messenger RNA of Cucumis melo (muskmelon), 628 nucleotides long. RefSeq lists its product as uncharacterized. The record is from RefSeq and is a predicted model, not a curated record. The transcript has a single exon. Lineage: Eukaryota; Viridiplantae; Streptophyta; Magnoliopsida; Cucurbitales; Cucurbitaceae. Bases 124 to 486 code for a protein of 120 amino acids.